AUGGUAGAUGCAGUGAAAGGGGAUGUCAAGAAAGCCACCAUAUUCUCUUACAUUCUAAACGAGAAACUCAGUUACUGGCACCCAGAAAAACCCCGGGGUAGGACUAUUAGCUCAAUUGAUGGACAAGCAGGUACGUCUCGGGGUAACAUCAGUGGGCACAUUAACACCCAGUGUGGGGGUGAAGGCGAUGGCAUUCAUAGCCAACGGAUCCGAUACCACGUUGAUCACCAAGCGCGUCGCCUUAGAAAGUAUCACAACCCUCCCAUCUUCCCUGACGAUCAGCACGAUGAACGGUAUCAAGGCGACUUCCACCGAUCAAGCAAAUGUCACGUUGGUUUCACAAUAGCCGAUUUGCCGAUGCGAGCAGUGGAAUCGAUCGGGGAAUUAGUAAUGCGCUGGCCGCACCUGCGAGACUUAUGUUUCGAAGAAGCCGACUCCCCCAAAGUCGAUUUGCCAAUAGAAUGCAGUGUGCCAGAAGCACACUAG
Molecule: messenger RNA, 486 nt
Organism: Echinostoma caproni
Lineage: Eukaryota; Metazoa; Platyhelminthes; Trematoda; Plagiorchiida; Echinostomatidae
Source: the annotation of a GenBank genome assembly